AUGGGAGCGGCCAGCACUACCACCGUCUCUCCUCCGACCACAAGACAAUCCGAAUCACGAAAUCGGGUGCAUAUAAUCAACCGUCGCGGCGAUGCUGGAGAUGUUCUAGAUGACGAGGAGACAGUGACCGGGCCUCUUUUGUCCGCUGCUUCCCCCAACCAUAAAAAACAGGGCGUUCUGCAAUACGAUCGUUUUGGUCCGAUGUUGUUACAGGCCCAAAAACUGGUAAUUUAACCUUAUUUUUAACUGCUUCUUGAAAGGCGCUACGACCCUUUGGCCUACAUCGAAAUUUUUGUUUGUGGUGCCAUACCAUCAGGACUCACAUUACGACGCUUUUUUCUUUCGUUGCGAUGCAAGUAUUGGGGUUACUGUAUAGUGAUCAUGAGGAUCGUAACCUGAGGAAUUAAUUGCCAUAGAAAGGGGCACUUAAAGAAGGCGACACGGCGGUGUCACGCUUCAAAUCAUGCAACUCAAACAAGACAUAUCUCAUUUCCUUUUAUAGGCGCUUUAUGUCAACAAUGGCCAUCAACAUGCUAUGGACUGUGUAUUCUUACAGAGGCUGCGACAAUCUGGUUGGCAGGUCCUCGCAACUGCUGCGAACAAUGCCAGCGUCGACCUUAGAAAACACAAGCCUUCUGUCGUCUUCCUCGAUCACAAAUUGAGCGAAAUCUUGGAUAUCCAAACGUAAGUUUACUCACAGUUUGAAACGCUAGAUAUGGUUUAGCAGUGUUUAAGUAAUGUCUUUUCUUUAGGACUCUAAGAAGUUUGCCUGAAGGGGAGGAUCUUCUUUACGCCGUGUUGACUGAUCGGGUUCCAUCAGAGAAAAGAUUGAAGAUUUUGGCUAAGGCAGAUUUAUCACAGGUAAAAAAAAAAUUCGAAGGUGCCAAAUUUUAUUGAAUUUCUACGGCGGCUAUUAACGUAAGAUGUACAUUCUUAAUUUUCAGUUUUUCCUUACCACUUCAUCUGAUAUCCGGCUUUGCGAGCUCUUCGGCCGUUUUUUCUCCAGACUGCGCGCGAUUCCGGCUCUGUUUGCUGUUGUCGAGGAAGCUGAGCAACCCAUAAAGAUCUGUGACGAUCAGAACCUAGUACAAUACGUAAACCGAGCUUACGAAGUAAUUAGUGGACAAAGCCGGAACGACGUCCUCGGAACUGACGCCACCGAAAUGCGUUUGAAGACUAUCAACGGGGCUCCCCCAGCUUCGGCUUCCCUUCCUCCACCCGCACCGACGUCAGUUUCAACCGCGACGACGCCAGGACAAACACAAGCUGGACAUCCGGAUAGUGAGAAUCUAGUGCCUUCCGGGGGUAGUUUUGGAAGUUCUGGCGCGCCAAAUGCACCCCAUGGUCCCCUCCAUUCUCAAGCUUCAACUCGAAGAAGGUCCAGCGAAUGGCAUUGUAUCACAGUCCCUACCAGUUCUCAGGGUAAUCAAUAUGUUUAUGUGAAACGAGGUAGUGCCGAUGCUAUCUGUCGAGAUCUUUCUCUCAAGAGUCUGAGAUCCAACAGUGCUAUGAUGGAUGCACCCAUCACAGAAGCUUUAAACGUUAUCUCCACAGUCCUUCCAAAGUGCGACGAAGACACACAAAGCCAUCUUCGAGAAGCGAUCAAAAUGCUUUCGGUCCAAGAAUUAUAUGCUCCCACGAUAACCCGAUUUACGAGUAAUGACAGAUUUGCUUCCGGUUACUACGACGGUCUUAUACGAGUAAGUCUGAGACAAACAAGUCCCUUUAUAAAUGUGUGUUUUAGUUGCAUCAUCCACCACGGCAAAGGAAACGAUCAGUGGUCGAUGCCUUCAGGGAAAAUCAACGACGGGUUUCUGGAAGUGAAACCAGACGUCGGAUUUCUUCUGAUGUUGUAAACGCCUUGGAAGCCGAGAAUGUCUGGCAAUUUGAUGUAAUAGAAUUGGAAAGAAUCACUGAUCAUCACCCCCUCUCUCAUCUCGGAAUGAAGGUAAUUUUCAAACCAAAAUUACAAAGUUUUUAAAAGAUUUUUGAUCGAUGGAAUGUGGCUGAAACCCUUCGUUGUAAUCCCGACACAAUCCAACGUUGGCUCACUCUAAUCGAAGCCAACUAUCAAAGUGUGAAUCAUUACCACAACGCUACUCAUGCGGCCGACGUCCUUCAAGCUACCUCAUACUUUCUGAAUUCAGAAAAUGUAGGACAACAUGUGCAAGACAAUCAUGCGAUCGCGGCUCUAAUAGCGGCAACUGUUCAUGAUUUGGAUCAUCCAGGUCGGGGGAAUGCCUUUCUAAUGAACACUCGACAACGACUUGCCUUGUUGUAUAACGAUCACUCCGUUCUCGAGAACCAUCACGUCGCUUUGGCGUUCCAUCUGACCUUGUCCCAGUCUGGAGUCAACAUCUUCGCUCGCAUGAGUCGAUGCGAAUUCUCAUCGCUCCGCCAGGCCAUUAUUGAGAUGGUGUUGGCCACUGACAUGACCAAGCAUUUCGAAUAUCUCACCAAAUUCCAACAGAUGUUACUCAAUCCUACUGUAAGUUGACUCUUUCGAACAGUUAUUUUUUCACAUCCCAAAAUUGAUGAAUUGAUUUAGGACGAGGACGAUGAAAGAGAAAACAAUUCGCUGACCGUUUGUCGAAUGCUGAUAAAAUGUGCUGAUAUUGGGAAUCCGGCCAGAGAAUGGAAACUAUGUCACGAAUGGGCAAUGCGGAUAGUCGAAGAGUAUUUCGAGCAGGUGGGUGGUUACUGUGGACGUUGAUAUUCUAUUCAAAAUUCAUUAUACGGUCAAAUGAUGUAUGUUUCAGACGAGUGAGGAGAUGGAGAAGGGACUCCCUGUUACAAUGAAAGGCUUCGACCGCGAGAGUUGCAAUAUCCCCAUGACCCAAUGCACUUUCGUCGAUCUCUUUGCGAGAGAGACCUUUGCUAUUUGGGCCGAAUUCGCGGAUCUUCCAAUCCUGUUGAUACAUUUGGAAAGUAAUUAUGAAAAAUGGAAACAGCAAGCAGAUUCCUGGGAUCCGACUAAAAACUUGAAUCUGAAGGCUGUCAAGUCGUGA
This is a messenger RNA of Bursaphelenchus xylophilus (pine wood nematode), 3008 nucleotides long. The record is from the annotation of a GenBank genome assembly. Lineage: Eukaryota; Metazoa; Nematoda; Chromadorea; Rhabditida; Aphelenchoididae.